Messenger RNA from Halteromyces radiatus, 1515 nucleotides. RefSeq names its product phosphoesterase. Gene Ontology annotation, biological process: phospholipid catabolic process. The coding region runs from base 139 to 1500 and encodes 453 amino acids. The record is from RefSeq and is a predicted model, not a curated record. NCBI's taxonomy places the organism in Eukaryota, Fungi, Mucoromycota, Mucoromycetes, Mucorales, Cunninghamellaceae. The transcript is spliced from 3 exons. Gene Ontology annotation, molecular function: hydrolase activity, acting on ester bonds.
CAUCUCGAUAAGACUUUUCUUGUGUGUAUGUUUUGGUAACACAAAAAGGGUCAAACAUUGUAUUUAAAAGUAUCUUCUUUUUUUUUUAUUUUUAUUUUCAUUUUUUUUUAUUUAUUUAUUCGAUUGAAUCCUUUAAAGAUGGUGUUAUUAGGUACAAUUUCCCUCUUUUGUAUUGCUGCUACUGCUUUAGCUUCUCCUGUUCAUAGUGGAAACAACAACAAUAACUGGAAAAACAAUAUCAAGAAUGUGGUUGUCCUUGUACAAGAAAAUCGAUCUUUUGAUACAUUUGCUGGUGGAUUGACUUACAGUAAGGAUAUCAAUGGUUUAUUACAUCACAAAUAUUGUAAUCCUGCCAAUGUAACCGAUGCUCAUAGUACUCAAGUAUGUGCUGAUAAGUUGACCUCUGCACAUGAUGUCGAUGCCGAUGAUCCUAACCAUAGUAUGUCUGGUAUUAAUCUUCAAUUGUAUGGUACAACCGAUCCUAAUGAAGCUUUGAUCAAGUCCGGUAAACUUAAGGCUAAUAUGCAAGGUUUCAUCACAGAACAAGAACGUACUUAUGGUACUACUAAUUUGACUCGUGUUUCUGAUGUUAUCAAUUAUUAUACUGUCAAUCAUAUUCCUGUCUUUUCUUCUAUGGCUGAAAACUUUGUUCUUUUCGAUAGAUGGUUCUGUGAUGUCAGUGGUCCUACCAAUCCUAACCGUGCUUAUAUUACUUCUGGUACUUCCAAUGGUCAUGGUAGUAAUGAUAAAAGUUUCGAUUAUGGUGGUUUACCUCAAAAAUCCAUUUUCCAACAAUUAUCUGAAAAGAAUAUUACCUGGAUCAAUUACUCCAAUUCCACUACUUCACCUAAAGGUUAUAUGACCCCUGAAGACAAAGGUUACACUGGUUUCAACCCUGAUUCCGUGUUCUACAAUUGGACGGUUGCUUCUGGUGCUGCUAAAACCAAUGUCAAGCAUUUCGAACAAUUCAUCACUGAUGCCAAGAAUGGUGAUUUGCCUGCUUUCUCUUAUAUCAAUCCUGAAUGCUGUAGUUUUGAUAGUUUCCAUCCUCCUUCUCCUAUUGAUCUUGGUGAAAAAUUCCUCAAGAUCGUUUAUGAAGCUCUUCGUGGUUCUCCUCAAUGGAAUCAAACUUUAUUCAUCUUGACCUUUGAUGAACAUGGUGGUUUUGCUGAUCAUGUUCCUCCUCCUGUUAAUGUACCCGCUGGUGAUAGUAAGACCUAUGUUGAAAAGAAUCAUACUUUUGAUUUCACUCGCUUAGGUGUCCGUGUGCCUACCAUCUUGAUGUCUCCUUGGGUGAAUAAGGGUGUGGUUGAACAUAAGGGUUCCAACAAUGGUGGUGAAUACUCUCACUCAUCUGUUCUUGGUUUCUUGGCCAAGUUAUGGGAUUUGGAUAACUUGACUCCUCGUACUGCUUGGUCUUCUACUUUUGAACACUUGUUCAUCGACAAGCCUAGAACUGACACUCCUGCAAAGUUACCUGAACCUGUUGUCUUUGCUUAGAAACCUUUAUUUUUU